CCAAAGUCACACAGCUGGGUGUCGGAAGGGUGAAACGAUGGUCGCUCCACCGGAGAGGCUGACCUCCUAACGGCAGUUGUCCCGAGCGGAGAGCGGCCGAGAAGAUGAAUCCGAGUAACCCUUUCAGCGGGCAGCAGGCCGCUGUCUUCCCGGCCCCUCCCGGCAGCCCCGCGGGAGUGUUUCAGGCGCAGCCCCCGUUUCGGUUUGGCCAGCCUUCGCUGUUCGGCCAGAGCCCCGCGGGCUUCGCCCAGCCUCCCGGCUUCCCGCCGGGGCCCGCCUCGGGGAAUCCCCCCUCCGGGCAAGUCUUGGGGUUCCCGCCCCCGCCGGGCGCCGGGCUCCGGCCAGCCGCGCCCCCCGUGCCCCCGUCCGGGCCCGCCGCCUCGGGCCCGGUUGCCGGCAGCGCGGGUUUUCGGUUCAAAGCGCCCACCGCCCUGGGGGCCUACCCCGGGCCCGCCAGCUUCGGGCUCCCGGCGGUGGAGACCCCGACUUGCGGCUUCAGGGGGGCAGAGUUCAGCUUCAAGCCUCCGGACAACGCGACGUUCAGGCCCAUCUUCGGGGCCGAAGCCGAGCCCGAGAGGACGCAGGGCCAGAUCGCCCCGGGGUCCUUCACGUUCUCCCACUCGGCGAGCGGCGGUCCCGGGGGGUUGGCCCCUUUCCAUUUUUCUCCGGCGAGCGGCGGCCCGGGCCCCGGUGCCGCUUUCGGCUUUCCCAAGUCGGCGGGCGGCAGCCACCCGCCGUCCCCGUUUUCUUCCGCCCCGCCGAGCUCGAAGGCGGAAGAGGAGAGGAGAGGCCUGAAGCCGGCGUUCGGAAGCCCCAACAGCAGCUUCACCAGCCUGGCCGUCUCCCCCCUGGGCUCCGCGGGCGACCCGUCGGCGGUAGUCGGCAGGACCGCCGGCCAGCAAGCGCGAGACGAGGCGGGCCAGGCCGAGCCGCCCCCCGGCCUGCUGAAGGGGCUGAAGAGGAAAGAAGAGCGGGAUCGUUCCCCCCGAAGACGCGACUACGACACGGCGGAGGACCCGGACCCCUCGCCCAGGGGCGAUCGCCCCCCAGAUAAACGGCCCGUGCGGCUGACCCGGCCUCGGAGGGGUGGCCUGUUCGGGCGGACGCUGAAGGAGAUGCUGAAGAGCAAUAAGGACGGAGGCCGCCCGCCCUGCAGGGACUCGAGAAAGGAAAGCGUCUCCUUCGGAGGCGGAGAACCCGAUCGCCUCGCCGCGCCGGCGGCGAGUCAGCCGGUGUUUGUGAGCCCCCGGGCUUCCGGAGCCAUGAAAGAGGAAGAGACGGAAAGUAAAGAAAAAAAGGAAGAUUCCGCCGGAGCGGGCCCUUCGCGGCGAAGCAAGAGGACCGAAAGCGCAGAUAGUCUGGGAGGCCUGUCCCCGAGCGAGCUCACGGCAAUCCAGUGCAAAAACAUCCCCGACUACCUCAACGACCGGACCGUCCUGGAGAAACAUUUCGGUCGGUUCGCCAAAGUGCAGCGGAUCUACACGAAGCGGAGCCGCAAGUUGGCCGUCGUGCACUUUUUUGAUCACGACUCAGCAGCCCAGGCGAGGAAGAAGGGGAAAGGACUGCACAAAGACAUGACUAUCUUUUGGCAUAAGAAAAAAAUAAGUCCAAGUAAGAAAGAGUUUUCGCCUAAGGAGAAAAAAUCCGAUGAAAGCGAAGUGAAGCCGAACCCGGAAGAACCGAGCUUCACGCAUUCCCCGCUUCGGAAACCCUUAGUGAGACCUGCGGCUAGUGGCAGCCUUCUCAGUAAGAGCUCUCCAGUCAAGAAGCCCGGACUUAUAAAGGCUCUUCAGUUUGAGACAGAUCCCUUUGAUUCGGGCUCAGAGGGACAAGGCCCCGAGGGCUUGGGGACAUCAGUGCCCUCCCUCAGCAACCUGGUGGGCACCGUAGCCGAGACGGCCGAAGAGAAAUACCGCCUUCUUGAUCAAAGGGAUAAAAUCAUGCGACAAGCUCGUGUUAAGAGAACUGAUCUGGAUAAAGCUAAAACCUUUGUUGGCACCUGCCCAGACAUGUGUCCAGAGAAGGAAAGGUACAUGAGAGAAACCAGGAACCAACUGAGUAUUUUCGAAUUGAUCCCUGGAACCGAUCAGGUUGACCAUUCGGCUGCAGUAAAGGAGUACAGCCGAUCUUCAGCAGAUCAGGAAGAACCUUUACCCCACGAACUCCGGCCUUCUGGGGUUUUAAGUAUGACCAUGGACUAUUUGGUGAUGCAGAUCAUGGACCAAAAGGAAGGCAGUUCACGGGAUUGGUACGAUUUUGUGUGGAACAGGACCCGUGGGAUAAGGAAGGACAUAACCCAGCAACAUCUCUGCGAUCCUCUGACGGUGUCCUUGAUUGAGAAAUGUACCCGGUUUCACAUCCACUGCGCUCACUACAUGUGUGAGGAGCCCAUGUCUUCUUUUGAUGCCAAGAUAAACAAUGAGAACAUGACCAAAUGUCUUCAGAGCCUGAAGGAGAUGUACCAGGAUCUGGCAAACAAAGGAGUGUUUUGUAAAAGCGAAGCGGAAUUCAGAGGUUACAACGUUCUGCUGAAUCUCAACAAGGGGGAUAUUCUGAGAGAAGUGCAACAGUUCCAGCCUUCGGUCCGAAACUCCCCAGAGGUGAAAUUUGCCGUCCAGGCCUUUGCCGCAUUGAACAGCAACAACUUUGUGAGGUUUUUCAAGCUGGUGCGAACAGCUUCCUAUCUGAACGCCUGUCUCUUACAUUGUUACUUUAAUCAGAUUCGUAAAGAUGCUCUAAAAGCUCUCAAUAUCGCAUACACUGUGAGCCUUCAGAGAUCUACCGUCUUCCCCCUUGACAACUUGGUGCAGAUGCUACUGUUUAGGGACUCUGAAGAAGCAACUGAUUUUUUAAGUUUCUAUGGCCUGAGUGUAUCCGAUGGGUUCGUUGAGCUAAGUCGUUCGGCAUUCAUGGAACCCGAGGGCUUGUCGAAAGCCAAGAGAUCGAUGCUCAUCACCCAGAAGCUGUCCGUGUCGGUUGGAGAAGUUGUGAACGGGGGGCCGUUCCCCCCAGUAACUCCACACAUCCCUGUGUGCAGUUUCAAUAACCAGAACAAAUAUAUCGGAGAGAGCACUGCACCAGAGCCUGUUGGCAGCAGUCAGAAAGCCGGCUUGGAUGUAGCAGUUUCUCCCGCAGGAGGGAUAGCAGAAGAAAGAAGCUCAGGAGCGGAAGCGCUGAUGAUGCGAGGCCCGUCUCAGCUACAACCUGCUCCUUUGGCUCAGCGUCCUGCGGCAACCCCCGUCCCACUGCCCGGGCUUUUAACACAUGGUCCCGGCUCUUUGCCGCCCGUGCCACCCUCUCUGUUUCAGCCCGUUGUCGUGCCACCCGAACUUCCACCUCCUCAACCCCGACCCAUUUAUACCGAUCAGGAUAUUGCCCGAGUCGUGGAGGAACUCGUGGAAGAUGUUCUUAAAAAAGACUGUGAGGAAAUCAGCAGGACAGGAGCAGGUUAUGCUUCUGCAGCUUUGUGUGUUUCUAGUGCUGUUGUCGAAGAACUGGUUGCAGAUGCAGUCGCAGACAUUUCAAGGCAAAUAACAGCUGAAGAAAUGAACGCAGAAAGAAAAAGAAUUGAAGAAGAGAAGCGCAGGGCUGAAGAGGCACGGCGAAAACUAGAGCGAGAAUUAGUUAUCACCCAGCUGAGCCAGGCCCUGGUUGAAGACCUGACAGACAUUGUAGUAAAGGAGUGUGUUCGAGAAACAUCCUCGAGGGAAUUAAAGUGUGCUGUGGAAAUAGACCAAAGAGCCCGCGUUGCCCGUUGCUCUGAAGAAGUCUGUGUGCGCUUAAUGGAUUUGUUUCUGGAGGACGAGAUUUUCCAGUCUGCCAAGGAAACUCUUCAGGAACUUCAGUGUUUCUGCAAGUACCUACAAAGAUGGAGGGAAGCAGUUGCAGCCCGGAAGAAACUGAAGCGGCAGAUGAGGGCCUUCCCGGCUGCUCCCUGUUGUGUGGAUCAGAACGACAGACUCAAAGCAUUGUCACCCAGCGCAGAGUGUCCCAUUGCUGAAGAGAAUCUUGCCAGGGGAAUCUUGAAUCUUGGAAAUGCAGGAAAAUUAGGAGUCUACUGCACCAGAUUAAGGUGGCUGAGAAACAAGGCAAUUCACCAGAUGAAGGUUCAGUAUUUUUACCAGCAGUUAGUAAGUGAAGCAGCAUGGAGUCCACUGAACCUGCCAUCACUUAUUGCUGAACAUUACCCUGGUCAGAAAGAACAGGUGUUUUGGAAACUGGUUUUGGUGCUGCCGGAAAGCGAAGAGACUCCGUCAGCAUAUCCCAGCAGUAUUCUUUCAAGUUGGUUAAAAGUCAAGUUCAUGGGAGAAGUCACCAAAGGUGAAAGCUACAGAGCUAAGGAUAGCAUACAGACACUGGCGUUAUUUAACUCGGUUGGCUACAAAGGAGAUCGAGCAAUUUGCAUCAACGUGUGUGUAAAGGUUGCUCAGGGUACCCUCAGCGACUCCGCGCUUGAUGCAACAGAAACACAGAAGGAUCUUCUGGGAACUAGCGGUCUCAUUCUCUUGCUGCCAACAAGAAUCAAAAGCGAAGACUUCACCGAAGAGGACGUCUAUUGGCUUUCUGCUCUGCUGCAACUGAAGCAGCUCCUUCAGGCUAAGCCUUUCCAGCCCAUGGUUCCUCUGGUGGUUCUUGUUCCCAGUCAAGGAGAAGACACCAGUGAGCAAGAAGUAGAAGAAGGGCUGAUGCUGCAGGACUUGAUUUCAGCGAAACUUAUUUCCGACUAUAUUAUUGUGGAGAUUCCGGAUUCUGUCAACGAUUUACAGGGCACUAACAGGGUUUCUGCCUCAGUGCAAUGGCUGGUAGCUCACUGCCCCGGUUCCCUCGAGCUCUGCUGCCAGACCCUCCUCCAGUUCAUCGAAGACGGCGUCAGCUGUGAGUUCAGCGAUCGGUUUUUCCACGACAGGAAAGAGAGGCGCCUGGCGGGCCUGCCCUCUCAGGAGCCCAGCGCCAUCAUUGACCUGUACAACAGCGUGCUACAGUUUUUGGCGGCCGCGGCCUCCUCGGAACAGCUGUGCGAUCUGUCCUGGCCCGUGACCGAGUUUGCCGAACCCGGGGGCAGUAAGCUUCUUCCUCACCUCCAGUGGAACACGCCGGACCACCUGGCAUGGCUGAAGAAAGCCGUCCUGUCCUUCCAGAUCCCUCAGAUGGAUCUCCCUCCCCUGGGUGCUCCGUGGCGCCCUGUUUGUUCCAUGAUUUUCCAGUACGUCUCCCAGAUCCCGAGCUGCCGCCAGACCCAACCGAUACUGCAGUCGCAGGUGGAGAAUCUGCUGAGCCGGACCUACUCCAAGUGGAAGAGUAAGGCCUCGGCCUCCUCCAGAGAGUCCGGCCCUCCAGUUGAGGAGAUCCCUUGGGAUGAUAUCCUUGCUCUGUGUAUUAACCACAAACUGAGGGACUGGAAAUCCCCCAAGACGGCUGUUACGUCAGAGGCCGUGAGCGAAGAUGGUCAGGUUUGUGUGUAUUUUUUUAAAGAGCAUUUAAAAAAAUACGAACUCCCUUUGUCCUGGGAACAAGCUAGGCUGCAAACCCAGAAGGAGAUUCAGCGGAGCCAAGGAAGUUUGGGGGUAAAGUCUCCCGAGUGUUCUGCAAAGAGAUGCCCUCCUUCACUGCUUCAGAUUCCAUUUAGCGUGAUCAGGAAACCAGGAAAUGGCAAGGAGGGACGAAUCCCUAGUGCCGAGGAAUUAAUCCACACGGCCUCGGCUGAGGAGCUCCUCCCCGAACGUCUCACGAGCAGUAUUCAGCUAGAAAAGGAAGAAAACAAAAGAUUUGAAGAUAUGCUGCAUCAGUGGCUGGCUGAAGAUUCCGUGCAUUUGGCAGACUCUACAUCUCUUCCUCUCUACCUUCCCGAAGCUCUAGUUUCUGUGCCUCAGUCUAUCCAGCCGCCGGUAAAAUCGCCUAGAACCAGCCCGCAGAACACAAGAGCGGUGGAAGAAAAACAGACAGCAGCGCAGGACAGAGACCUGUCUUUGUCUGACAAACUAAUGCACUUAGAAAGGUUGAUUAAAAGUACCAAGGAAGAGGAAAUUGCUUGUGAACGUCAUCUUUCCACUCUGCUGGAUAUGGUAGAUAUAUAGAAAGCCAGAAGAUGAAAAUUUUUUCCCUAGAAGGGGCUCUGUAUAAUCAGGUAAUUGUCAAUACCUCAUCAGGUGCAUAUUCAAAUUAUGUUCACUCCGGGUGUUUUUACCAACAGCUGAAAUUACAUCGUAAAUCAUGGAAAUAAAUAGAUUGACUACA
Messenger RNA from Tachyglossus aculeatus (Australian echidna), 6234 nucleotides. It is a transcript of the gene MCM3AP, whose product is annotated as minichromosome maintenance complex component 3 associated protein. Gene Ontology annotation, molecular function: nucleic acid binding. Lineage: Eukaryota; Metazoa; Chordata; Mammalia; Monotremata; Tachyglossidae. The record is from RefSeq and is a predicted model, not a curated record. Gene Ontology annotation, biological process: mRNA export from nucleus. Bases 105 to 6074 code for a protein of 1989 amino acids. Gene Ontology annotation, cellular component: transcription export complex 2; cytoplasm; nucleus. The transcript has 29 exons.